Molecule: messenger RNA, 2609 nt
Organism: Zea mays
Lineage: Eukaryota; Viridiplantae; Streptophyta; Magnoliopsida; Poales; Poaceae
Product: putative RING zinc finger domain superfamily protein
Exons: 6
Coding region: 1181-2386 (401 amino acids)
Source: RefSeq, a predicted model, not a curated record
GGCACAACCCUUGCUGCCGUCCUGGUCGCCACACGGCCACACCAACCCAACACCUCUUCUUCCUCCGCUCUCAGCUUACCCCACCACAGGCGAGGGAGGCGACUCCUUCCUCGCGGCUGCCCGCUCCGGCCCCGAUCGCAUCUCCUUUGCACGCCACGGCCCGCGGCCCGCGCGCAGUGUCCAUCGGCACGGCCGUCCUCCGUGUGUGGGGGCGCAUCUGGUGCUAGCUUGCCGGGCUAGGGUUUGGCUUGGCCUCGUCUACCGCCCCGUCUCGUCUGAUAGGCACAGGUUCCGUGCACGCGAUCGUCGUCUCUCCAUCCGUUGUGACUGCUUGCCGUCCCCCGCUUGCUUCGUCCUGCUACGGGAGGGCCACUGCUGCCAUCGCGUCCACCGACGAAUUUCCCCACAGGUUUAUGUCGCGCGUUCUAGCGGAUGCCUCCGGAGAUAGAAAAUUGGACUAUUCAGAGUUGUGAAUCGUGAUACAGUUGGUUAGAAGCUUCACGCUUCAGUUAGUGUGGUUCAAUUCUCGACUGCCAAUAUGGCAGUCAUUUAGAUUGGGGGUAAGUGUUGACCUCCAGAUUUGAGGAUGUGGGUGGUGUGAGUGAUCUGGAUUAAACCAUCGGUGUUAUGGGCAGCGGAUGAGGGAGGAAGGUUUUAUUUCGACCUUGGAUGGAAUGAGAAGGGUUAUCUUAUGCUGACUAGCCACAAUAAAUUAGAAGACAUUGUUCAUGAAUUGAUGGGGGUAAGAGGGCCUGAGCCUCUAACUGGGCCACCGUUUAGUUUUUGCAUGGAAAUUCCGAAUUCAACUCAUGGGUUGGGUUUCUUCGUUCUGUAAGACUUGUUGGUUGGACUGUCAGUUGUUGGUGUCUGUCUGACCCCUUCGUCAGACCCCUUCGAUCUACUAGGGCGGCUGAAUCAGUUUGGCUGAGCAGGAAGAUAACACAAAAAUGGACAAAGCAUUAGAGCAAUUAUCUUGGAGUUGCAGAUCUGUACCUGAAGAUUCAUAUUGAAAUCUGGAAGCUUCUGCUGUUGAGUACAGAGAAAUAUUUCUUGCCUUUUGAGGAAGACUGCAGAGCCCCUAAAUGUGAAACUUGUUUCUUUUCUUGUCUACUCCUGAAUGCUGACGAACUCAGCCUCUCACGUUACUUAGCUGAAGGUCGUACUGGUACAGACACCGAGGAUGGAGCAAGCAACAGGUGUAAGUGGUCCUGAACACAUAAUUGAUAUUCCAAGGGAAAUUGGUCCUCCUGCUUCGGUUUCUCGUAGUGCUGGUAGAGAGAACCAUGAAGAAUCGAAUCCUGUGGACAGGCCUUCAACAAGAGCUCUAGUACCUGCCUUGCAGGCACCAUCAGCAAUAGGUGCUGUACCUAUUACAGGGCAUACUUCAGGCACUAGGAGAAAUGACAACUAUGUUCGUCGGCACAGAAGCCCAUUGAAUUCUGGACUGUGGAUUUCAAUUGAAGUUAUUGUUAACUUUAGCCAGAUUGUUGCUGCCAUUGUUGUUCUUUGUGUGUCAAGAAAGGAACACCCACAAGCUCCAUUACUUGAGUGGGUCAUAGGUUACACUGUUGGUUGUUUUGCAACGUUACCCCAUCUCUAUUGGCGCUAUAUACACCGUAAUAUUGUAAAUGGUGAGCAUGAGUCAUCACAUACACCUCAAGGGUCCGCUCAUAACAACUCAAAUGAAGCGACUCAUGCUGCAAGUGCAUCAGAACGCCGCAGAAAUGCUGCCCGAAAUGCUGUGCUUGCUAAUCCUAGGAUCAAUGCGCUGUUUGACCACUUCAAGAUGGCCCUGGAUUGUUUCUUUGCCGUCUGGUUUGUUGUUGGAAACGUGUGGAUAUUUGGUGGCCGUUCUUCUGCUGCUGAUGCACCGAACUUGUACAGGUUGUGCAUUGUGUUCCUCACUUUUAGUUGCAUUGGGUAUGCCAUGCCAUUCAUCCUAUGUGCAAUGAUAUGCUGUUGCCUUCCCUGCAUUAUAUCUAUUAUGGGUUUUAGAGAAGAUACAAACAAUACAAGGGGUGCUUCCUCAGAAUCUAUCAAUGCUUUGCCUACAUAUAAAUUCAAAAUCAAGAAACGUCGCCAUGGUUCAGGCAGUGAAACUGAAGGUCAGGAAGGAGGGAUAUUGGCUGCAGGAACUGACAAGGAGCGAUCACUCUCUGCUGAAGACGCAGUUUGCUGCAUCUGUCUUGCAAAAUAUGCGCACAAUGAUGAGCUCCGUGAACUUCCAUGUGCACACUGUUUCCACAAGGACUGUGUUGAUAAAUGGCUCAAGAUAAAUGCACUUUGCCCUCUGUGCAAAUCUGAGAUAGUGAGCUCGUCUGGUACUUCUGAUGCCCGCCAAUCAGACCAGAACACCGUUCCUGUGCAGGAGAUCGAAAUGCAUUAGGUUGGUCUGUUCCCGCAGCUUAUCACAUAAGGAUACAUCUGAUUUGUGGCUCUCAAUCUUCAUGUAUAAAGUUGGAGAUUGAUGUAUGGAUUGUAGAGACGCGUAGGUUUUUUUUUGUAUUUAACACUGCUAUCUUGGAGAAGUUACAGCUAUUCUCGCUGUCACCCAACUAUGGCAAGCCAAUACUACCCAGGUUUUCCCCCAUAGCGUGGGUUGCACCUUA